Molecule: messenger RNA, 180 nt
Organism: Haemonchus placei
Lineage: Eukaryota; Metazoa; Nematoda; Chromadorea; Rhabditida; Trichostrongylidae
Source: the annotation of a GenBank genome assembly
AUGCACCAUGUUCAUGUCUCAACUGGACAUUGCUCUACUAUAAAAAAUGGCAUGAUCUACUAUAAAAAGAAUGGUAUGGUCUACAUACCUACCUGGGGAAGUCCUGAUAACCAUUGCCGGAAAUUUUCAACGAUAGAGUCGAGAGAGGAAGCUGAAGUCAUGAGCUGUUUGCGAAGGUGA